AGUAGCAGAAAGUGAGGCUGGCAGGCGGCGGCAAAGGAGCAGGCGAGCAGCGGCGGCAGGAAGUCUCUGACCGAAAGGAGCAGAAAUAAGAGCCAGGGAGGGACCGCGACAGCGGCGGCGGCGAGAGCGAAAGAGGAAACUGCAGAAGAGGAAGCUCUGCCGCGGCCCCGAGCCUCCCGCCUAGCGCCCGGCAUCCCCGCGCGCCCCUGCGCCCGCGCCGCGCCCCCGGCGCCCCCUCCCCAGCGCGCCCCCGGCCGCCCCACCGCGCCGCGCCGCGCUCGUCUGCCAUGGCCCGGGAGAACGGCGAGAGCAGCUCAUCCUGGAAAAAGCAAGCCGAAGAUAUUAAGAAGAUCUUCGAGUUCAAGGAGACCCUCGGGACUGGGGCUUUUUCUGAAGUGGUUUUAGCCGAAGAGAAGGCAACUGGAAAACUCUUCGCAGUGAAGUGCAUCCCUAAGAAGGCGCUGAAGGGCAAGGAAAGCAGUAUAGAGAAUGAGAUCGCCGUGCUGAGAAAGAUUAAGCAUGAAAACAUAGUUGCCCUGGAAGACAUUUAUGAAAGCCCAAAUCACCUGUACUUGGUCAUGCAGCUCGUAUCCGGUGGUGAGUUGUUUGAUCGGAUAGUGGAGAAGGGAUUCUACACAGAGAAGGAUGCCAGCACUCUGAUCCGCCAGGUCCUGGAUGCUGUGUACUAUCUGCACAGAAUGGGCAUCGUCCACAGGGACCUCAAGCCUGAAAAUCUGUUGUACUACAGUCAAGAUGAAGAAUCCAAAAUAAUGAUCAGUGACUUUGGAUUGUCAAAAAUGGAGGGCAAAGGAGAUGUGAUGUCCACUGCCUGUGGAACCCCCGGCUAUGUGGCUCCUGAAGUUCUGGCCCAGAAACCUUACAGCAAAGCCGUUGACUGCUGGUCCAUCGGAGUCAUCGCCUACAUCUUGCUCUGUGGCUACCCUCCCUUUUAUGACGAAAACGACUCCAAGCUCUUUGAACAGAUCCUCAAGGCAGAAUAUGAGUUCGACUCUCCCUACUGGGAUGACAUCUCCGACUCUGCAAAAGACUUCAUUCGGAAUCUGAUGGAGAAAGAUCCAAAUAAAAGAUACACGUGUGAGCAGGCAGCUCGGCACCCAUGGAUUGCUGGUGACACGGCCCUCAACAAAAAUAUCCAUGAGUCCGUCAGUGCCCAGAUCCGGAAGAACUUUGCCAAAAGCAAAUGGAGACAAGCAUUUAAUGCCACAGCCGUCGUGAGGCAUAUGAGAAGACUACAUCUCGGCAGCAGCCUGGACAGCUCAAAUGCAGGUGUCUCAAGCAGCCUCAGUCUGGCCAGCCAAAAAGAUUGUCUGGAACCUUCCACGCUCUGUAGUUUCAUUUCCUCUUCGUCAGGGGUCUCAGGAGUUGGAGCCGAGCGGAGACCCAGGCCCACCACUGUGACGACAGUGCACACUGGAAGCAAGUGACCGGCUCUGGAGGUGGGAACCAGGGGGCGGAGCCAGGGAAGGGGAGCCCUGGGCCACCAAGACCCUGCCCUGCCUGGUGCACCUUCCUGCGUAGGACUGGAAGACACAAGUUUUUUUAUGGCCAUAUUUUAUACCGCAAUUCUGAAGUGUUCAUUUCUCACAAACUCUACUGACUCAAGGGGAGCUGAAUUAAUAGGACCUGGUGCUGUAUAUAUGAAUCUUGCAAAGCUCUAACCGAAUGGACCUUCUUCUUCCUCUCCCCCAACUCCACCAUUUCCACUCUCUGCAGCGUAGGCAACCGUCUAGGGUGUAUUUUUUCAUGGAAAAAAUAUGGUUUCAACUGGAUUAUUUAAAUAUUAGUAAAUAUUGUGCAUUAGGAUUUUGUUUUCCUUUUAAGAAGUAUGUGUUCUUGUUCUAUAUCUCUCAGUUACAUGACCUCUAUCGUUUGCUCUUCAAUAGUAAUUUUAUGUUAACCUUUAAGAGAUUUUCCCCCCCUCCGGGGAGAAUUUCAAGGUAUUUUUUAAAAUUCUAAUAAGAGGAUCGAGAAUCUGUCUCUAAGGCUGAGAGUGCACUUUACUUCUCUUUCUCUGGAGGGGCAGUUCUGGGGGGUUGGGGAGGAGCCUGCAGAAAACUUUUCCUCGCAGAUUCUCCAGCAAAACCCACACCAACCACAGCAGAAACCAAGACACCUGCUCCCCAGAGACCCGGGAUCAGCUUCCCAGGCUGACUUUACCAGUCAACGAGAUGUCCACAAUGCCAAGAUUUAGGAGCCUCCCUUACCAAAGGGCAAGCUGCUGUGCUGUUUAAAGUGAACCCAUGUGCACCCUUCUUUUCUCAUGAGGGAAAACCGACGAAACUCUGAUCUCAGCUAUGCAGUUUUAAAAUUAAUCUCUCUUUGUUUUUUAAAGAUGCAUUUCUAAUCUUAUACUUAAAAUGGCCUCCAACACUCACAAGUUGCUUCUCCAUAUUUUUACCCUGUUGGUUUAUGAAUGUUAUCUAAGGGAGGGGAGGAUAACAGUCCUGAAGAAGGAACCAUUUAUCUGGGGUGAUAAGAAGAAGUGACUACCAAGUGCGCAGGACACUGGCCACCCAUGGAAACAUUCAGAGAUGACCUCAGCCAGGCCCUGCGUGUAUGUGAAGGCAUCCCUCUCCUCAGUGGAACCGGAAAUCAAAAAUGCCCCAGUUGGCCUGGUAUGAAGGAUUUCCCAGGAUGUGGAACUCUUAAUGUUAAAACCAGGAAUGUCCAGGGACACUAGGCCACAUUGUGCACCCACGUGGUAGAUAGGUGUGCAGGAGAGAGAGAGCAGUGUGCAACAGAGGGCACACUUUCCCAGGAGGCUCUCUAUAGACCCAGGCAGGUGGCUCCAAAGCCUCCCUCUGCCUUUGUGCCCAUCUAAUGCCCCUGGCUCAAUUCUGCACAGUCAUCCUUGAGCCCACGGAGGGUGUCAGUAGGUCCACCUGAUGGUCUAGUGGCCAUCCCAGCUGAUGGCCUCGCACCCCUCUCCUGUGAAUGGCCAGUCAUGGAAGGUCCUGUUGGGCAAACCAUCUUUGUCACUUCUACACUUUUGCCUACUUUUAGUGCUACACAGCCCUCCCAACACACACACACACACACACAUGCACACACAUACACAGUGUUAUCAGGCUCAGCAGCCCCAGCCUGUCUUCCUAAGGACAUUAGUGCAGGAUAUAGAUGAGCAACUGGGAAGAGGGGCAGCUGGUCUACCUGUUCUACAUGUGUCACAUGCACUCACUGCUUGGCAGGAGUCCUGCUGAGCAUCUGCCACACAAGCGAACGGGGUGAAAAUUUAAGCUUACCCUCUUCAAAAUGUGCAAAAAGUCUAGAAAAAGCCUGUAAAAUGAUAGCAGGCCCAGUUGAAAAUCAAGUGUCAUAUAAACUGGAGAAGCAUCAACCUCUCCCCCUCAGAAAGACAAGGACAUAAGUAUUAUAAACAGUUCUUGAGAAAACUCUAAGAGGUUGAUUAGGAUGUUGCUUACCAAUAAGUGUCACAGAAACAUUCAGGUUCAUACAGUAUAAGAAAAAAGUAAAUAGAAAUUUACUGGGCAUCAGAUAAUCAGCCUGAGUUUGGUACCUGUAAUGUGCGUAGAGUUGUUUUUUUUUGUUUGUUUGUUUGUUUGUUUGUUUUUGUUUUUUGCUGUGUGCUACACACAGCAUUUGUGUUUAGAAAGCAACAUUUAAAACCAGGUUCUGUUAUUGGUGAUGAAAAUAGUUUCUGGAGCUGAUAUCUGAGAUGCAUGUUAUAUUCAGUUAUUUAAAAGUAUCUUGUACCUGAAAAAUGCAGAACAGGUGAAGGGUGAGCCUGUGCAGGUACCUUCUGAGCUGUCUGGGUCAGUACUUGGCCCUUGGAGUGUCAGGUCCCAAUAACAGUGCAAGAUGGAGACUGGUUUGGGCCCAGUAGUAGAUUCUGCUGAUCAUGACAUCAGGAAGCAUCACUGUCUUGAUGCCACUGGACUUAGGUUAUUUUCCAUUGUUUUAGAAAGAUGGGGAAGUAAAUACCAUAUGGAAGAGUCUGCCCUUUUGAGAGAGCCCUUGGGAUAAAAAGACAAAGGUUCUCUUCCAACCACUUGGCAUUAUUUAUGUUUUAUGAGGAAACAAGAAGAGGAUGCAGAGUAGACCUUUGCUUACAGCCUCACAAAUGGAAUGGCAAAGCCCCCCACUGAUGUCAGUUCCACUAGGAUUAACUGAGCAUUUCAUACUCUCACCCAGAAUGCUCAGCUGAGCCAUGGGUAGACACACAGGCCCCAUUUCUGGCUUUUUUCUUGACCCCCAAGUCCCCCAUUUGGUCUUUCACCUUCUCUGUGCAAAUGAAUUUAUUUCCCCUCACAUGGAUAUUCAAUUUUGAAUGUGUUCUCGAAUCAUCUUCCCUUCACUGCCUGUCUGUCUCUCUUGACCCCCUAAUCUUCAUCUCCUAAAUGAGGCAUUAGGAGCAGCUGGCAUUCAUCUGGAAUUGAGUGGGUGCUAUGCUCAGGUCCCACAGGCUAUCAGCUUAUCACUCUUCACCAAGGUACCUCUAGAGUCUUGGUAGCUCCCUGCUCUGCAGAGCCUUGCUUUCCAGCAGGGACAGUAUGCUCUGGAGUCCCAGAUUGGGGAGGUCAAGGUAGUUGAGUCUGGGAGGGGCAGGGAUACCUAGGUGAAGUGCACUUCACCACAAAACCCCUGAGGAGAUCGGGUGCUGCCCAGCUAGAGAGACAGAACCCCCAGGGAUGCUUAUGGGAUUGGCAAUAACCAGUGUGUGCUGCUCCUGCCUCCAUGGAAACUAGAAAAGACAAUAUCGCCCUUCAUGUCUCCUUUGGAAAGAAAAGAACUAUGCUGAAAGCAUGUCAAAAAUAAAAUAACAGAGCAGGUGUGACAUAGUGUUCUUGACCUUGAUUCCGGUCACUUCUUUAAGAAUCUCACCUCAAAAGCAUGGAGCAGCUCGUGACUUUGAGAGGGUGCCACUCUCCAGCUAGGUCUUAAGGUAGUGUCCAGGGAGCUUGGCCAUCAGGCCUGGGGCAAAAGAAGAUGGCUGUGUCAAAUAGGCAAAAAGGUUUGGCUCUUAGAAAACAUCAGCAUUCUGAUGAACGCAGUCCACAUAGUGAGCCUCGACUUGGUUUACCCAGGACUGAUAUGCUGUCCACCUGUCCACCUUGGUGCCCAGUAUGGCCUGGGUGAAUUAUGCGUGGGAGAGGGGACUUCUCUCCACUUGUGGAAACAGAAAGAAAAGGCCAUAUCCCAGGGAAGAUGGACUCAGUAUUUUAGAGCUUUGGACCCAUGGCCCCUUGGAUCCAGAGGGCCAGGGCUGAAAUAGAUUCUCCAUGCUGGGGAAGCCACACUGGAUCCAUUGCUCCAGAGUCAAAGACAUGAGACCUGGGGCUAGUGCCUCUGCUUCAGCCCCCAACACCCCUUCCUUCCCAUGACCGCCAUAGAUGCACUGCUGGAUAUAAGAAAGAAAGUCAAGGGCCAGCAAAGGGCAGCUCCUCCCAUUUUCAUAAACAGAAAUGUACUCCUUCCCAGGUUUGCACACUUACUCCUGGCAAACGCAGUGAUGGUCCUCUGAUUCAGGCAGUGCACGACCCCUUUGCAUGUUCUACUGAAACAGUACUACUUCCUGUUCUGUCUCCUCAUACACCACAAAGUUUACCUUUUCCUUAAACACAUUCCAGACCAAACACUGUUCAGUUUGUUUCCAAAAGAAAAAAAAAAAAUGUAUAUACCUGUAUGUAACCCACCACCCUUUUGAGGGAGUACCUGGUCCUAGGUUGGGGCUGUGAAUGUACCAGACCUUUGCAAAAGGUGUUCCAAUCCUUUGGUUUGCAGAAUUGAAAAAUGUUGAGAUUGGAAAAACAGUUUAUUUUUUCAAACUGGGGCUUAUCUCCUGAUGGCUCCAAGAAGAUUUGUAUGCAGAUGAGUAAGCUCGAAAACUUCAACUCACUCGGUGGCAGGGAGGUCUAAGGAAGAGGAGAAAGAGGAAGAUAAAAGCCCACACUCCUUCACCAGGUCCCUUCUUGGUGGUCUCAGUGCAUCGUGGUCUGCAGCCCAGGCAUACGCACAGCAGCCGGCCCCGCUGGGAAGUCUGCCCUGCAUGCUGGCCAAGGCCUGGCCUGCCUCCUGCUCCACAUGACAGUCGAUGCCUCCAGAAUCAUCGGGAAGGAGUUAGCCUUUCCCCGACUACCCUGCCUCCUGCAGCAGGAGCAGCACAGCUUGUGGCUCUGGGGGCUCUGCUUUUGCAAAUCCAAAGGCUGUGCAUUUGGAAGCCAAACAUUCAGCAUGUGGUUUUGUGGACAAAGCAAACUGCCAUGGCUUCUCAGUGUCUGUAUCUUUCUACACCAAAGGGACAAACUGUUGCGUUCACCCUUUGUACUAAGGCCGCUUCUGCAUAUGCCGUACUGUUUUUUAACAUUAUUUUUUUGUUUCUGGGGAACUUCUCAUGUGAUUAUUAUGUCUUCUGAUGAUUUGCUGUAUUAUUUUACUUACAGGUGAUUUUAUUUUCUUAUGGACAGGAAAAAAAGAAAAUGAGAGGAGUGUUUGAGGCUUUCAUCACAGAGAUGAGACAUCACUAGGGACUCAACAGCCCCAAACACUAGUUGAAGUGCUUCCCAAAGAAAAAUCUUAGUUUUGCCAGACCAGCCUUCCAGAAGCCCUGCACUUGGGUGGACAGGGCUUUGGCACAGGGUUGUCAGGCUGCAAAAGAGCUAUAGAAGGAAAGAAAUGAGUCCUGUAUCUCUGAAGCCUGCCACUGUCCUUCCAUGGUCUUGGGCUGUUUCAGGGUGACCUGAGAUGCUGUCCAAAUGUCAACAGAAAGGCAGUAACAUGGCAACAGGGUGCUCAUUUUGAAAGACAAGGUGGCAUGUUUCAGAGAACAUUUAUCUUAGUCCCACGUUCAGGUGAGAAGACAUCAAAGGUACACUCUGCCCAGAAUAAACAUUGGAACUAUUUCCAAAUUGGCUUUUGUGGCUACACAUAAUGUAAUUACCCUUCUUUCGGCUCUCCCUCAACAGUGAGCAUGUUUUCCAAAAGCUUACAAUGUCAAACCCAGGAACAUUCCCAUGUCGACUACUACCAGCUUGCGGUGGGUUCAAUUUUCCCAUAAAAACAUGCUUGUCCAAAAGAAGGGAAACUGUGCACUUAUUCCAUGCAUGUAAUAAACUCUGCAAGAAGUUUAACCCCCAUAGGUUUGCGGCAUUGCAAAGUUGUUCAUGGGUCUAUGUAGCAAAUGAUUCUCUGCCUUGACAAUCAUGUAUACAUAUCAAGAUUUCUAUCAUAAUGAUAAUGAGGUUGAUGACUUCUUGUUUUCCUCCAAUAAAGACAAUUAAUCACCUUCAGA
Molecule: messenger RNA, 7270 nt
Organism: Marmota flaviventris (yellow-bellied marmot)
Lineage: Eukaryota; Metazoa; Chordata; Mammalia; Rodentia; Sciuridae
Gene: Camk1d
Product: calcium/calmodulin dependent protein kinase ID
Biological process (GO): protein phosphorylation
Molecular function (GO): ATP binding; protein kinase activity
Source: RefSeq, a predicted model, not a curated record